AUGGCACUGAAGAGAGCUGGGAUUAUCCUUACAGGUCUCCAAUGCCUCUUUCGAGAGCAAUUUCCGAAAAUGCCCAAAGAUUACAUUGCACGUCUUAUCUACGAUCGCGCUCAUUUGUCGAUCGCCAUCGUCAAAAUGCCUCUGGUGGGUAUUGGCGGAAUAUCCUUCCGAGAAUUUCGGGACCGCAAGUUUGCCGAAGCUGUUUUCUGCGCCGUUUCAUCUGAUCAGCAGAAACAACAUUUUCCCAGAGAGAUCUCUCUUGACAAGGCUAUCUGGAAGGGCUCUCAAGGAUUGCGAAGGAGGGACGCUCAUGCAAUGCUCCAUGCUUCCCCGAAUAUUACGUUAUCUCAAAACCGGGCCUCGCCUCCGCAGUGGACUGACAGCGCUGUCACUCCAACAGAUCCACUCUCCAUCCCUGCGAUCCUGACAACGGGCUGGUCUCCAGAAAUCCUCUCCAACAUCCGGCAGGAUGAUGCCAGUUCUGCCCAUGUCAACUCUCGCAGCUGA
This is a messenger RNA of Paracoccidioides lutzii Pb01, 507 nucleotides long. RefSeq lists its product as hypothetical. The transcript is spliced from 4 exons. Bases 1 to 507 code for a protein of 168 amino acids. Gene Ontology annotation, cellular component: histone acetyltransferase complex. The record is from RefSeq and is a predicted model, not a curated record. Gene Ontology annotation, biological process: chromatin remodeling; positive regulation of transcription by RNA polymerase II. Gene Ontology annotation, molecular function: histone H3 acetyltransferase activity.